Molecule: messenger RNA, 919 nt
Organism: Lutzomyia longipalpis
Lineage: Eukaryota; Metazoa; Arthropoda; Insecta; Diptera; Psychodidae
Gene: HHEX
Product: hematopoietically-expressed homeobox protein HHEX
Exons: 3
Coding region: 110-919 (269 amino acids)
Biological process (GO): cell differentiation; regulation of transcription by RNA polymerase II
Molecular function (GO): RNA polymerase II cis-regulatory region sequence-specific DNA binding; DNA-binding transcription factor activity, RNA polymerase II-specific
Source: RefSeq, a predicted model, not a curated record
AGCACAUCGAGGGCCCCGUGAGUUUUAACAGUGUGUGUUCAUCAAAUGUAACUGCGAAUCCGCGUGAAGGAACAUUAGAAGACGCGAUAGAUUAAAUUUAUUUUAUGCUAUGGGCUCAUCGAAACGCAAAUCUUCAUUUCGGAUUGACGAUAUUCUACAUCAACAAACUGAGAAUCAAAUGGCAACACAGCGCCAACCACCCAGCACUGUGAUCAAGAGCAGUGAAACUGAGGCUAGUUCGAGCAAUCGCACCGCGACGCCUCCUUCUGAUCAAUCAGCUGCCACAGUAUCGUCCUCGAAUAGCCUUCAAUCGGGACGUGAGUCCCCGCGAAAGCCCACACCGAUCUAUCCGCAAAUGCUUGAUCUGCAAAAGACGCCAAAUUUGUGCUUUCCCAUCCCACUGGGAAUCCCACCACCUUUCUCACCGGCAGCGGCAUACCUGGAACAUUAUGCGAAUGCACUCCAUAAAGCAUCGCCACGCCUCUGGCCAUUCUAUCCGCAUCCCUAUGGCGGCUAUUUACUCCCACCUUGUGGGUCAAAGAGAAAAGGUGGACAAGUACGUUUUACACCGCAGCAGACACAGAGUCUCGAACGAAGAUUCUCCAAUCACAAGUACCUCUCACCUGAAGACAGGAGACAUUUAGCAAUGCAACUCAAGCUGAGUGAUCGGCAGGUCAAAACUUGGUUUCAAAAUCGACGUGCUAAAUGGAGAAGAUCCAACAAUGGAGCCACAAAUAUGGACUCCCCCACAACAGGACCAUCUGAUACGCAUUCAGAUGACAAUGCAACUCCACCACUCAACUUGGCAGGACCUCACACUAAAUCUAACAAUUCAAGUUCCAAAAUGCAGCAAAAUGAAACAUCAUCCGAUGAAGAUGAUCCCUACGAUGAAUCCAAUUCACCCAUAAAUGUCUCAUAG